AUGUGUCAAGAACAAAUUACCUCUCAAGAAGCUAACCCACCAGCUAAUGAAGUUGAAGUUUCUCAACAAAAUGAACCAGUUGUAGACACCCAAAUUGAACCUACCACUUCCAAAUCCUCUAACCAGGAUGAAAAACAAAAAAAUGAGGAACAAAACGAAGAAAGCUCUGAACCAGAAAGCAAAGAAGGUUCUGAAAAGAGUGAUACCAAUAUUGUCCCUGCUAAUGCUACACAAGGUGGCAGGGAAACCUCUGAUAAAAUUUUGUAUGUCGGUAACUUAGACAAGUCAAUUGCUGAAGAUGUCUUAAAACAAUACUUCCAAGUAGCUGGCCAAGUUGUUGAUGUUAAAAUUAUGGUAGAUAAGAAAAAUAAUCAUGUAAACUAUGCAUUUGUUGAAUAUUUAAAAGCUCAUGAUGCAUCUGUUGCUUUGCAGACAUUAAAUGGUAUUCAAAUCGAAAACAACAAGAUUAAAAUUAACAAAGCUUUCCAAUCUCAACAAUCGACUUCCGAUGAAAACACCUUUAACUUAUUUGUUGGUGACUUAAACGUUGAUAUCAAUGACGAAGCUUUGAGUAAUGCCUUUAAAGAUUUCCCAUCUUAUAUUCAAGCACAUGUCAUGUGGGAUAUGCAAACAGGUAGAUCAAGAGGUUACGGAUUUGUAUCCUUCUCUGAUCAAGAACAAGCUCAAGUUGCCAUGGAUCAGAUGCAAGGAAAAGAAUUGAACGGUAGACCAAUUAGAAUUAACUGGGCCACAAAGCGUGAACCACAACAACAUAACAAUCAUAAUCAUAAUAACCAUAAUCACAUGAACCGUCGUGGUGGUUUCCGUAACAAUAAUCAUAACAGAAGAGGCGGUAUGAUUUCAUUUGCCUCAUUGCAGCAGCAAAAUGGCAUGCUACCAAUGAAUGGUCCAAUGGAUGGUAUGGCUCCACAACAAAAUCAACCACAACCUCCACUUCCUCCUCCACAACAACAGCAAGGUCCAAUGAUCCCACCACCUGUUAAUCCACAAGCCAUUGACGAUAUGAUCAGAAGGGCCCCACCAAGAGUCACCACCGCUUAUAUUGGUAAUAUUCCACAUUUUGCUACUGAAGCUGAUUUAAUCCCAUUAUUACAAAACUUUGGUUUCAUCCUAGAUUUCACACAUUACCCAGAAAAAGGUUGUUGUUUUAUCAAGUACGAUACUCAUGAACAAGCUGCUGUAUGUAUUGUUGCUUUAGCUAACUUCAACUUUCAAGGGAGAAACUUAAGAACUGGAUGGGGUAAAGAGAGGACUACAUUCAUUCCACAAGGCCAACCCGGUGGUCCAAUGCCUGUUAUGAUGGGCGAUGCUGUACCACAACCAGAACAAGUUCCAGUUUCUGUCGAACAAUCUCAACAAAAUGGUCAAGAAUUACAAGCUCAGCAACAAUAA
Messenger RNA from Arxiozyma heterogenica, 1413 nucleotides. It is a transcript of the gene PUB1, whose product is annotated as Pub1p. The coding region runs from base 1 to 1413 and encodes 470 amino acids. Lineage: Eukaryota; Fungi; Ascomycota; Saccharomycetes; Saccharomycetales; Saccharomycetaceae. The record is from RefSeq and is a predicted model, not a curated record. Gene Ontology annotation, molecular function: mRNA binding. The transcript has a single exon.